AUCUAAUGUGACUAAUGAGAACCAGAAAAACCCUAUCCCCAGUUCCGGUUAUAACCUCCAGAGAAAAUCAUCCAAUUUUAAUGCCAAUUUUCAGAAAGGAAAUACAAACCAACGGUCAUAACUGUCACACUAUUGUUACCAAACAAUCUUCCUUCCAAUUCAAUGGCACUUUCCUUCUUCUCUGCUUCUGCUUCACUUCCAUUGCCCAAACAUCAUCCUCUCAUUUCUACUCCCCAAAAUCUCCCUAGAAAGAGAAAUCGGCGACUCAUUUGCCGAUCAAGCAGUGAUUCCGACGAGGAUUAUUUGCUGGAUGCUCCAGUUUCGAUUGGAGAUGGAUUUUCCUUUAGUGGGGGGAAAUAUUCAGACGAGCCAAGCCCUGCUGAUGAAUGGUUCAAGCAAGGAAAGAUUGUGAAAGCACACCCUGUUGGUGGCACCGGUGAGAAGGCCAAGGAUCCAAUUUUCGGGCUAGCUAUGGCCGGUUCUUCGCAGGCCUCAACCGAUCUGUUCAGAUGGUUCUGCGUUGAGAGUGGAACUCCUGGUAAUCACUCAGUGAUUUUAAUUCAUGGUUUUCCGUCACAGGCAUAUUCAUAUCGCAAGGUUCUACCCAUUCUAUCUAAGAAUAAUCAUGUAAUUGCUUUUGAUUGGCUAGGAUUUGGAUUUUCAGAUAAACCCCAACCCAGAUAUGGCUUUGACUACACUUUGAAAGAAUAUGUAGAUUCCUUGGAGUCUCUCAUCAAUGAACUCUCAAAGGAUAAGGUUACCCUUGUCGUCCAGGGAUACUUUUCACCCGUCGUGGUCAAAUAUGCUAAAGAUCACCAGGAAAAGCUUAAUAAUCUCAUCCUACUAAAUCCUCCGCUGACAGUGAAACAUGCCAACCUGCCAUCAACGCUUUCCAUAUUCAGCAACUUUUUGUUAGGAGAAAUAUUUUCUCAGGAUCCUCUACGAGCCAGUGAUAAAGCCUUGACAAGCUGCGGUCCUUAUCAGAUAAAGGAAGAAGUUGCAAUGGUCUAUAGAAGACCAUACCUCACAUCAGGUUCUUCUGGAUUUGCUCUGAAUGCCAUUAGCAGGUCCAUGAAAAAGGAGCUAAAGGGAUAUGUAGAAGAUAUGAGAGGAAUCCUUAGGGAUGAGACGUGGAAGGUCCGAACAAGCGUUUGCUGGGGCGAAAGGGAUCGCUGGUUAAGUUUCGAAGGCGUGGAAGAUUUCUGCAGAGAAGCCAAGCAUCAACUCAUCAAACUCCCCAUGGCAGGGCAUCACGUGCAGGAGGAUCGCGGCGAGGAAAUAGCGAAUAUCAUUGCCGGAAUCCUAAGCAAACCAACAACUAUAUCAUAUUAGUAAAAUUUAUCUAUCAUCAGACUUCAUGGUUUUUUUUUUUAAUUAUUAUUAUUAGUAUCUUGAUCAAACUGGUGAUAAUCGGCAUGCAGUCAGAGAAGAACUUUUUUACUUCUCUUUUUUACGAUUUUCUGUAUGAUUCUUCUAUUAUUGAUUGAAAUGUUUGGCACAACGUGCUGAUUGGUGUACA
Salvia miltiorrhiza (redroot sage) is the source of this 1519-nucleotide messenger RNA. RefSeq lists its product as uncharacterized. The transcript has 13 exons. The record is from RefSeq and is a predicted model, not a curated record. Bases 163 to 1332 code for a protein of 389 amino acids. Gene Ontology annotation, molecular function: epoxide hydrolase activity. Lineage: Eukaryota; Viridiplantae; Streptophyta; Magnoliopsida; Lamiales; Lamiaceae.